Molecule: messenger RNA, 719 nt
Organism: Paramecium sonneborni
Lineage: Eukaryota; Ciliophora; Oligohymenophorea; Peniculida; Parameciidae
Source: the annotation of a GenBank genome assembly
GCUUAAAUAAUAAUUAAAACUAAUGUGGAAUCAAUCCUUUCCCACUGCUUACAUUCAAAGCCAAUAACCAAUUAUCUAUCCAAUUUAUUAUAUGCCAAUAGUCUAAGGAUAUAUCGGAUAACAAGAACUUUACUUCAAAAAUUAAUAUUUACAAUAAUUACCUACCUAAAUAGAAAAGAAUAUUGCAUCAGAGGUGUCAAAAUUACCUACUGAGACAUCUUAGGUCUAAAUAAAAGAGAAAUAAUAAGAAGAAAGUAAUGGUUCAAUAAUAAUGACAAAUAAACUGAAAUCAAAAAAAUAGAUAUUAGCAUUAAAUCUGUCGCAAAAGUCUACAAACAUAUAAAAAAAUUACGCAAAAGCUAUAGUCUAAUACAUUAUUAGAUAGAGAAUCGAGAUAUUAAAGUAUCUAGAUGAAAAAUAAGGAAUAGAAUUUUUAAAAAUCUUAACACAAUUAAAAAAUAACAUCAAAAACAUCAACCAUAUAAAGAAAUACUUAAAAGAUGAUAGCCAAUUAAAAUUAUUUAGAAUUAUAGCAAACAGAUUUUUAAAGAAAGAAGCUAUUGGAUAUGUGUAUAAUUCAAAUAUCAGAUCAACUAGUCAUCAUGUUUAAUACAGAAAUAAUAUAAGACUUAAUUUAUAGAAAUGCUGAAAAAAAUGCCAGAAAGCUAAAUGAAUUUUUUAUUUUCAUAUAUUUAUACACAAUUUAAAACAAAGUGGUC